This is a messenger RNA of Alternaria alternata, 2034 nucleotides long. RefSeq lists its product as hypothetical. The record is from RefSeq and is a predicted model, not a curated record. Lineage: Eukaryota; Fungi; Ascomycota; Dothideomycetes; Pleosporales; Pleosporaceae. The transcript has 2 exons. The coding region runs from base 1 to 2034 and encodes 677 amino acids.
AUGGCCAAGAAACCUAAGCGUGCGACGAAGGCCGCCAGUAUUGCACCUCCCCGACCCGUGACAAGCCCAUACACAAGCCCAAGUGUCACCUUGCACUUUGGUCCUACUCUCCAGGAAUAUCAUCUACCAGAUGUCCUGCUGCAAAAGUUGGAGAAAAUUCCAAGUCGUGAUCCUUGGACAGGGAAGAUCCACCUCGCAGAUGUUGAUGCGAGUAUUGGUCACGUCUUGAUUCACUUCCUGCACACAGGUGUGUAUCAGACUCUCAAGGACGAAGGUGUGGAGACCACCGGGAACACACAGCAAGAUAUCGUCCUCUAUGAAUUCCAAACAGCUCUCCUUGUACUUGAGGCCGCUAAGAAGUACGGCGUCCCUGGUCUCCAGGACUUAGCGCAAAUCGAGCUGGAGCGAAGAGGCAAGGACAUGUGUCUACGUGAUGCUGUGCGCGUUAUUCGAGAGGACCUCAUUGUAGGCCCUUCUAGCGAACAUGCGUGGCUUCGAGACUACAUUGCGAUGAAAGUUCGAUCGGCCUUCGAACACGACACCUCCGCGAUUUUGGCACCAGACUUCUUCGACAGCAUCGGAAGCCCUACGUUGACGAAGUGGGUCGCUCAAAUUAUCGUUGGUCUAUACAGCGAAGAAGUAAACACCUUGCGCAGAGAAAAGACUGCAGCCGUUCGAAUCCCAGCACCUGGACAUGACGAACUUCAAGGGCCUUGUUCGCCUGACAUAGCAGCCUUGCCUUCCAAGCGAACAUCUGAGGGUCCUAACGGAUGGCCUACGUCUGUACAAAAGUUCGGAGCUUUCGAUGACUCAUCAGCUGCCUGGGGUCCUCAUGAUCUGGCUCAGGACGGGAGUAGCAGUCAGGAGGCUGAUGCGCCUGCAGCCUUACCUUCAGGCAUCGAGGAAGACAGUCACGCGACCGAGAGAGAGGACUUCGAGUCAUGGGGAUCAGACAAAGACAAAGUUGAGACUCAGCACAUGCAAGCCGAGCAGGCAACCAUUGCGCAAUCUCAGGAGGGGGAUGAUGCCGCCGAUAACUCUACCGUCACCAAAGAUGAGGAAGACGGAGCAGGUGAUGAACCGCUGUGGAGUAGCUUGGGUAGUCUUGCAAAGAAGAAAAAGAAGUCCAGGGUGAAUACGGGCUGGUCUACCCCUCCUGUGUGGCCACCUCACCUCCAGCUCGAGGUCGAUCCAACAUUAGUCAUUCUUGAUGUCGACACUGAUGCUCCAGUUGUAUCGGCUGGACAGGAACAUCCAGAGACGGAGAAAGAUUCUUACGCAGGACUUGGUAUGUCAAAAAGGAAGAAAUUGAAGGCCAAGUUGGAUAAAGAGGCGAAGUUGAAGGAAGAGGAAGAUGCGAAGCGUCAGAAAGAGGAGGAAGAGGCUGCUGAGAUCAGACGACAGGAAGAAGAAGAGGCAGAAUGGAUACGCCUAGAAGAGGAAGAAGCCGAGUUGAGGAGGAUGGAGGAAGAGGAAGCUGCCGCAGCCGCCGCAGCAGAAGCCGAAGCCGAGUUGGAGAGGAUGAAGAGGAUGGAGGAAGAACGGAUGCGCCUAGAAGAGGAGGAAGCCGAGUUGAAGAGCAUGGAGGAAGAGGAAGCUGCCGCCGCCGCCGCCGCAGAAGCCGAGAAGUGCAAGAAGAUGGAAGAGAAAGAAGCGAAUCCCUGGACUGAGUUUCCUGUAGCUCCACUUAAGAAAACGAAGAAGAAGAAGAGUAAGGAAUCAGAACUAACCACUAAGAAGAAGAAGAAGUCCAGGAAACCAGAAGUUAUACGCCUAGUAGAAGAUGAAGAGAACAAAGAAAUCCGCCGGGAAAGAGAUAACGUUGCUGCCGCUGCUACUACAACUGAUCUGAGCGUUGUCGACUCAGCAGGUGCUACAUUUGGUGACGAUGACUGUAGACUGCGUGUGGAGCAUCUAUCACAGAAUUUUGGGUGGCAGGACUGCGAACCAUGCCAACUCUACAUACAGAAGAUUGCCAUGAAGCUUCACUCAGAGGGGCUACCGAUCGAAGAUGGGUUCAAUACGAUCAAUUGA